Molecule: messenger RNA, 1080 nt
Organism: Penicillium taxi
Lineage: Eukaryota; Fungi; Ascomycota; Eurotiomycetes; Eurotiales; Aspergillaceae
Product: CRAL/TRIO domain protein
Exons: 2
Coding region: 1-1080 (359 amino acids)
Molecular function (GO): phosphatidylinositol transfer activity
Source: RefSeq, a predicted model, not a curated record
AUGACCACCGAAGAUGCUCCCGAGAUUAUCACCGAUGUGCCUCCAACUACCAAUGGCGAUGCCGUGAAAGAAGCCGAAGCUGCCCCAACUCCUGUCAACGGCAAGACGGAGACGCUGGACCUCCCUACUUCUGCCGCAGAUGGAUUAAUCCAGAAGCCAUUCGGGAAGCCACUUGACAUCUCCAAACCAGAAGCUGUCCAGACACUCACCGCAGAUCAACAAUCGAAAUACGACGAUGUGCUCAAGGCUGUAUCCGCCUGGACGACUGUCCCCAACAAGUCCGAGAAGAACUCUCCCACAGAACCCAUUACCGAUAGCGAGCGCAUGUGGUUGACUCGUGAAUGUUUACUUCGAUACCUCCGUGCAACAAAGUGGCACGUAUCUGAGGCCCAGGAUCGUCUUCUGCACACUCUUACUUGGCGUCGUGAAUACGGCAUAGAGAAGUUGACACCGGACUACAUCUCUAUUGAAAAUGAGACUGGCAAACAAGUCAUCUUGGGUUAUGAUAUCCACGGCCGGCCUUGCCUUUACCUCAUCCCGUCGAAGCAGAAUACAGAGAAGAGUGAACGUCAAAUCCAACAUCUUGUCUUUAUGCUGGAGCGUGUCAUUGACCUCAUGGGCCCAGGCCAGGAGACUCUAGCCCUAAUUGUCAACUUUAACGAGACCAAGUCCGGCCAGAAUGCUACCAUUGGCCAGGCUAAACAGACCGUCAGCAUCUUGCAGAACCACUAUCCAGAGAGACUGGGACGUUCUCUGAUCAUUAACGUGCCUUUCCUUAUUUGGGGAUUCUUCAAAAUCAUCACUCCCUUCAUUGAUCCCACUACUCGCCAGAAGCUCAAGUUUAACGAAGACCUGGCUAAACAUGUGCCCCCAUCUCAACUUCUGAAGUCUUCAGGGGGUGAGGUUGACUUCACUUACGAUCACUCUAUUUACUGGCCUGCUCUUAACAAACUGGCCGAACAGCGACGGGAAACUUAUCAUGAGCGCUGGGUUAAGGGAGGAAAGCUUGUUGGCGAAUUCGAGAACUAUUUGAAAGGCGAGGAUGUUCCAAGUCUGUCACAGACCGUGGCCUCGGCCUAG